AUGGCGGCGGAGCGCGGCGGGCUGGAGGCGGCGGUGCGCGGCCGCCUGCGCGGGCUGCGGGAGCGCUGGGUGCGGGGCAGCCGGGAGAGGGGUGCGGCGGCCGCCGAGCCGGGCUCCACAGACGGCGCCGAGGAGGCGGCGGAGGAAGUGAGCGCCCUGCAGGCGCUGCCGAUCGACGUGCAGCUGUAUAUCAUGUCCUUCCUCUCUCCCCAAGACCUGUGCCGCUUGGGGUGCACGAGUUGUUACUGGAGGGUGGCUGUGCAGGACCCCCUGCUGUGGAGGAAUUUUCUCCUGCGGGAUCUCCCGAUUUGGACAUCUGUUGAUUGGAAAUCUCUCCCAGCUGCAGAAAUUUUUAAUAAAGCCUUUUCACAAGUCAGCGAUGAAACCCUGUAUGAUUAUAUGGCAGCAUAUAAAAAAAGCUGUCCCCAGACCAGAAGAAGUUUGAAAUCAAGCCGCCCCCGCUAUGGUGCAGUCGCUUCCUUUUUGCAAUCGCUGGUCACUCAGUCAGAACCUCGUUUUGCUAUGUUUGGGCCAGGUUUGGAAGAGCUGGAUGACUCUUUAGUACAAAAGAUGAUGACGUGCCCAGAAAUCCUGCUAGUGGCUGGCUUACCUCAAAGACGAAUUCAUGGAAUUGGAUCAGGAGUCAGUUUUCAGAUGAAUAAUAAUCAAAAAUUCAACAUUGUGACGUUGUACUCAACCACCAGUGUGGAAAGGAAGAGAGCGAGAGAAGAACAAGCUUCUGUUGUGAAUAAGAUGUUCUACCAGGAGAACAGCACUGAAGGGAAUCAACAAGCUGUGCAGUACAAUGUAAUAGCUCAAGUUAAAAGGGUGUGCGAAGUAGUUGAUGGAUUCAUUUAUGUUGCUAACGCAGAAGCUCAUAGAAAGCAUGAUCGUGAGGAGGAACUGGCUCAUAUUUUGGCUAUGAUUGAUCCAGCCCUUGGGCCUCCUAACAGACCUCUGCUAGUUCUGUCUUGUGUCUCUCAUUUUGGUGUGGAAAGGAUUCCUUGUGUUCGUAUGGCACAUCAGCUGCAACUAAAUCUGCUACCUCGACCCUGGAUGGUGCAGGACACUGUAGCUGCAACUUUAAGUGGAUUGCUAAGUGGAAUUGAAUGGCUCUUGGAGGAAGCGGAUUGUAAAAAUAUACAAUAGUUGAACUUAUUUUGUUUUACUGUAUAGAGACUUCUGUGUUUUAAAAUUCACACGAAAUGGGAAUGUCAUCCUGAGUCAGAAAUAUCAGAAAGAAGAUUUAAAACAAAAUCUAGCGUAUAUUUCAAUGCACAUAAAAAAAUUAACAUUGUUAAUUAGAAGAACAAGUAAGGGUUCUUGGGUUCCUGCAGCUGAUGAAGAAUUGGCUUCAUAAAGGUAUCUGGGUGUUUGGUUGUUUUGGUUUUUUUGCUUGUUUGUUUGUUUGUUUGUUUUUGUGUUAGUUUCUUCUUUGAAUCUAGGGCCUUCAGAGUGCAAUCUUUCCUGAGAAUAUCUGAUAAUCUAAUCUUUUCUGUAAAUAUACCAAACACUAGGUUAAUUUAUCAGCGUAGUCGCAUUGCACACAUCUCGCCUUUAGUUAUUUUAUUUAGUUAAUAUAAAUUCAGAGAGAGCUCAGCAGUGACAGUUGUCUGACCAAAGAAAAUACACUACCUUGUUAUCUUGCUCUUAGCUCAUCUUUUGUAGGUUAACAGAUAAAUAGUAUAUUUUUCAGAAUAUUUCUCUCCUUUUUUUUUCCUUCCCCUGAAGUAAUUAACUCUGUGAUAAGAAAUAGUGCUUAGGGGAGAAUUAUCAGAAUUUGCAGAAACGGACAAGUAAAAUCCCUUCUGUCAGUCACAUGUUUCUUGUUUGUCAUCUUAUUUGCCAGUACACCACAAAACACUUAAGCAUCUUCAACAUUCUGCUGCAGAUAAAUUAGUUUAAACUGACAUACAUGUUGCCAUGAAUGAAUAUUAAGUGGAAUGAUUAAUCUUUCAGUGCUCAAGGACCUGUCAGUUACUCAAAUAAUUGUUGCUAUUUGCAGAUGUGAAAUAUUUGACUUAAAAUUUUCUACACAGUUGGAAAUAUUUUUGUAAAAAGGGAAACAGCACUUCAGAUCUGGAAUGGUAGCUUUUUUGUAUUGUUGUCUUUUGAGAUAGUUCUGCUUCUGGUCUUCCACCUUUUAAACAAUUUUUCACAGAAUCACAGAAUUGUAGGGGUUGGAAGGGAGCUCCAUAGAUCAUCGAGUCCAACCCCCCUGCCA
Centrocercus urophasianus (Greater sage-grouse) is the source of this 2224-nucleotide messenger RNA. It is a transcript of the gene FBXO4, whose product is annotated as F-box protein 4. The record is from RefSeq and is a predicted model, not a curated record. The coding region runs from base 1 to 1149 and encodes 382 amino acids. Gene Ontology annotation, molecular function: protein binding. The transcript is spliced from 7 exons. NCBI's taxonomy places the organism in Eukaryota, Metazoa, Chordata, Aves, Galliformes, Phasianidae. Gene Ontology annotation, biological process: SCF-dependent proteasomal ubiquitin-dependent protein catabolic process; protein polyubiquitination. Gene Ontology annotation, cellular component: SCF ubiquitin ligase complex.